AUGCAGCCGUGCCAAUGCGCAAGGGCGGUUAAAGCCCCAACACGCUUUUUUUUCGUGGGUGGGAAACAGGAAACGUCGGCUGUUUCGGCUCAGCCGACUGCUUGCUUGCUGCUGCUGCUUCGUGGCGGAGGCGGAAAAUCGGUUUUGAAAAGAAAGGUAGUAGUGGGAGAGGGAGAGAGACAGGGCACUAUAAAUCUGCGUGACCUUUUUCAAGUUGCACAGGAACCAUUGUCCAGCUGUGGAUGGAUGUCUGUGUCUGCCAAACAGACAGAAUACCCAGCCGAGAAGACAGUCUAUAUCCGGCCCUGUUCGGAGUUUGGGACAGAGACUCAGACUGUGAUGGGGGCUGUGAAUGCUGUCCGCCACACCCUCAUCUCGGUUUUCCCAGUGAUCAAGGGCUUCAUGCGCCCGGGGAUUGGGUAUCGCAUCUUUCCUCAUUCAAACGGUACGUGGUUGUCGGAUCCUGAUGGCUGUCGCUGCCUCAGAGCAGGGGGAUGUAACGCCCGACACUCGUUGGAAUGGAUCAGUGACUCGCUGGCUUGCAUGGCCAACGGUCGCGGACUCCGGCGGAAAUAUCAGUGCGAAUUCAUGCGUGAAAUCGUGCACAUUCAGACCGGCCAAUGCGGUAACCAAAUCGGCUCCAAGUUCUGGGAGAUCAUCAGUGACGAGCACGGAAUUGACCCAACUGGGGCGUAUCACGGCGAUUCUGAGCUGCAGUUGGAGCGUAUCUCUGUGUAUUACAAUGAAGCUAGCGGUGGAAAGUACGUCCCUCACGAGGUGAGAACAGGAACAUACCGCCAGCUUUUUCACCCUGAGCAGCUGAUCACGGGGAAAGAAGAUGCUGCGAACAAUUACGCUCGUGGUCAUUACACUAUUGGCAAGGAAAUCGUGGAUGUCGUCCUGGACAAGAUUCGUAAAUUGGCCGACCAGUGCACGGGUCUCCAAGGAUUUCUUGUGUUCCAUUCCUUUGGCGGAGGCACCGGGUCAGGUUUCACCUCGUUGCUGAUGGAGCGUCUGUCUGUUGACUAUGGCAAGAAGUCCAAGCUGGAAUUCUCCAUUUAUCCCGCACCCCAGGUAUCCACUGCAGUCGUCGAACCAUACAACUCAAUUCUGACGACGCACACAACAUUAGAACACUCAGACUGCGCCUUCAUGGUCGACAACGAGGCCAUUUAUGACAUUUGCCGGCGAAAUUUGGAUGUGGAACGUCCGUCGUAUACAAACCUAAACCGAAUGAUUGCACAGGUCGUGUCGUCCAUCACGGCUUCGUUGCGAUUCGAUGGCGCACUCAACGUAGAUCUCACCGAAUUCCAGACCAAUUUGGUCCCUUACCCCAGAAUCCACUUCCCUCUGGUCACCUAUGCCCCCAUAAUUUCUGCCGAAAAAGCCUUCCACGAACAGUUGAGUGUGGCUGAAAUCACCAAUGCUUGCUUUGAACCGGUCAACCAAAUGGUCAAGUGUGAUCCCCGACAUGGUAAGUACAUGGCUUGCUGCAUGCUGUACCGAGGAGAUGUUGUCCCGAAGGAUGUGAACGCUGCAAUCGCUGCGAUCAAGACAAAGCGCAGCAUUCAGUUCGUCGACUGGUGUCCGACUGGCUUUAAGGUUGGCAUCAACUAUCAGCCGCCCACGGUUGUGCCGGGUGCUGACCAAGCCAAGGUUGCCCGUGCCGUGUGCAUGUUGUCCAAUACGACUGCCAUUGCCGAGGCCUGGGGUCGUCUGGACCAUAAGUUUGACCUGAUGUAUGCCAAGAGGGCCUUUGUUCACUGGUACGUGGGUGAAGGUAUGGAGGAAGGAGAAUUUGCUGAGGCUCGCGAAGACAUGGCGGCUCUGGAGAAGGACUACGAGGAGAGGGAGGUAAUUUCCGUGCACGUCGGUCAGGCGGGAGUCCAGAUAGGCAAUGCCUGCUGGGAACUCUACUGUAUGGAGCAUGGCAUCACGAAUGACGGGCAUAUGCCUUCAGAGAAGAUGGAUGGCAGUCGUGACGAUUCUUUCAACACAUUCUUCAGCGAAACCGGAGCUGGCAAACACGUUCCCCGCGCUGUGUUCGUUGAUUUGGAGCCAUCUGUUGUCGACGAAGUGAGGACUGGCACGUAUCGUCAGCUAUUCCACCCUGAACAACUUAUCACGGGCAAGGAAGAUGCUGCCAACAACUAUGCUCGAGGACAUUAUACGAUUGGCAAGGAAAUCGUGGACCUGGUGUUGGACCGUUUGCGUCGCCUGUCGGAGCAGUGCACUGGACUGCAGGGCUUCCUUGUGUUCCAUUCAUUUGGAGGUGGCACUGGGUCUGGCUUCACGUCUCUGCUGAUGGAACGUUUGUCAGUCGAUUACGGAAAGAAGUCAAAGCUUGAAUUUUCCAUCUACCCGGCACCUCAGGUAUCAACUGCCGUGGUCGAGCCAUACAAUUCCAUUUUGACGACCCACACAACCUUGGAGCAUUCGGACUGCGCUUUCAUGGUUGAUAACGAGGCCAUUUAUGACAUCUGUCGCCGGAAUUUGGACGUUGAGAGGCCAUCUUACAGUAACCUCAACCGAUUGAUUGCUCAAGUCGUGUCUUCCAUUACGGCUUCCCUGCGUUUCGAUGGUGCCUUGAACGUUGACUUGACCGAGUUCCAGACGAAUCUGGUGCCUUAUCCGAGGAUUCACUUCCCAUUAGUUACCUAUUCGCCGAUUAUUUCAGCUGAGAAAGCUUAUCACGAGCAGCUCAGCGUGUCUGAGAUUACCAAUGCCUGCUUUGAGCCAGUUAAUCAAAUGGUCAAGUGCGAUCCGCGUCAUGGAAAGUACAUGGCUUGUUGCAUGUUGUAUCGAGGAGAUGUCGUGCCGAAGGAUGUGAACGCUGCAAUUGCUGCUAUCAAAACCAAACGCAGCAUUCAGUUCGUCGAUUGGUGUCCAACUGGCUUCAAGGUGGGGAUUAAUUACCAGCCACCGACGGUUGUUCCAGGGGCAGAUCUGGCUAAGGUGGCUCGGGCUGUCUGCAUGUUGUCAAAUACAACGGCCAUUGCUGAAGCCUGGGCACGACUGGAUCACAAGUUUGAUCUGAUGUAUGCAAAGCGUGCAUUUGUGCACUGGUACGUGGGUGAGGGAAUGGAAGAAGGUGAAUUUGCGGAGGCACGAGAAGAUAUGGCUGCGUUGGAGAAAGACUACGAGGAAGUCGGCCUUGACUCAACUGAAGGAGAGGAAGGCGGAGAGGAAUAUUGA
Molecule: messenger RNA, 3195 nt
Organism: Notodromas monacha
Lineage: Eukaryota; Metazoa; Arthropoda; Ostracoda; Podocopida; Cyprididae
Source: the annotation of a GenBank genome assembly